GAACGCAGAAGCUUGAGAGUGUUGUGCUUAGUAAAAUGAACUUUGAAUCUUUUGUGAGAGAUCUGCUUCUGGUUCGUCACUACAGAGUGGAAGUUUACAAGAACAAAGCAGGGAGUAAAUCCACCAAAGAAAAUGACUGGUAUUUAGCUUACAAGGGUUCUCCAGGAAAUCUUGCCCAGUUUGAGGAAGUUCUCUUUGCCAACAAUGAUAUGUCCAUGGCCAUUGGGGUCGUGGGCGUUAAGCUAUCUAAUGCUGAUGGACAAAGAGUAGUAGGAGUGGGCUAUGUCGACACUACCCUGAGAAAAUUGAGUGUUUGUGAGUUUCCAGAUAAUGAUCAGUUCUCAAACCUUGAAGCUCUACUGGUUCAACUAGGACCGAAGGAGUGUGUGCUACCAGGAGGAGAGACUGCAGGAGAGAUGGGAAAGCUGCGACAAGUCAUUCAGAGGGGAGGAAUCCUGAUUACAGACAGGAAGAAGGCGGAUUUCACGACAAAAGAUAUUGUUCAGGAUCUCAAUCGCUUGUUGAAGUCAAAAAAAGAAGAACAGGUGAAUAGUGCAGCACUGCCAGAGAUGGAAAAGCAGGUUGCUAUUUCGUCUUUGUCAGCCAUUAUCAAGUUUUUAGAGCUUCUGUCAGAUGAGUCUAAUUUUGGACAAUUUGAACUGACUACAUUUGAUCUUAGUCAAUAUAUGAUUCUAGACAAUGCAGCUGUUCAAGCCCUCAACCUUUUUCAGAGUUCUGUGGAAAAUGCUAAUAAUGCACAGUCUCUAGCUGGUUUGCUGAAUAAAUGCAGAACACCUCAAGGACAAAGGCUAGUUAAUCAGUGGAUCAAACAACCACUUAUGGACAAGAACAGAAUUGAAGAAAGGUACUACUUUGAUGAAUUUAAUUCUUCGGGAUAA
Messenger RNA from Acanthisitta chloris (rifleman), 899 nucleotides. Its product is annotated as DNA mismatch repair protein Msh2-like. Gene Ontology annotation, molecular function: ATP binding; ATP-dependent DNA damage sensor activity; mismatched DNA binding. The transcript has 6 exons. The record is from RefSeq and is a predicted model, not a curated record. Gene Ontology annotation, cellular component: nucleus; MutSalpha complex. Lineage: Eukaryota; Metazoa; Chordata; Aves; Passeriformes; Acanthisittidae. Gene Ontology annotation, biological process: somatic recombination of immunoglobulin genes involved in immune response; mitotic recombination; mismatch repair. The annotation marks the transcript as partial.